Harmonia axyridis is the source of this 2113-nucleotide messenger RNA. Its product is annotated as WD repeat-containing protein 43. The record is from RefSeq and is a predicted model, not a curated record. Gene Ontology annotation, cellular component: nucleolus. Lineage: Eukaryota; Metazoa; Arthropoda; Insecta; Coleoptera; Coccinellidae. Gene Ontology annotation, biological process: maturation of SSU-rRNA from tricistronic rRNA transcript (SSU-rRNA, 5.8S rRNA, LSU-rRNA). Gene Ontology annotation, molecular function: protein binding. Bases 230 to 2056 code for a protein of 608 amino acids. The transcript is spliced from 8 exons.
AAAUCAUUUAUAAUGAUCUUCCCUACAUAUGAGAAUAAAUUUCGUAGAGAGCACAGCCUACCCUUGAAUCGGAAAUUGACUAAGACCACUGUAAAAAGUAAACUGUUUAUCGAUGUCUAUGACAUGUUGCCGGUUACUAAUAUUAAUUCUAUGAUGAAUAUUUCAAAUUUUAAGGUUAAUAAACCAGAAUAUGUGAGAUACAUGAAAUAAGUGAAAUUUAAAUAGAAAAAUGACUUCUCAGUUCGAUUCAGAAGGCAGGUACUUCGCCAAAAUAAAUGAAGAUGGUAUUCUAAAAAUUUGGGACACAGCGAGUAAUUCAUUGGAGCAAGAAUAUGUGCCAGAUAUUCACUUAGCAUCUCCAUGCACAUGUUUACAGUUUGUUGAAUGUUUUCAGAACUUUAAGAAUGAAUCGCCAAAACAUAAAAGAAGGAAAACUACUGAUUCUUCUACUGAAAUAGUUAUUGGAACAACGUCAGGAAAAUUACUUAUUUAUUCAAUUUCCAAGGGUGGAAUCAAAUGCACUAUCGAUGGCAGCAUCAGCUUACCAGUUAGUUGCUUAUCACCAAAUUAUAGAGAAAUAGUCUAUUCUGGAUUGGAUCAAAAUGUAGUUGCCUGGAAUAUUCAAAAUCGUACUGUUUUGAGUGAAUGGAAAGCUGGAAGUGACAUAAUAACCGCUAUCGUUGCAGUUCCUAAAUCUAAUAGGUUGCUAACAGCCUCAAAGAGUAUAAAAUUGUGGAAUUUGGAAAAUCACACUCUUCUGAAAACUUUCUUAGGACAUUCAUCAAAUGUAAAUUUUUUACAUUCAAUACCUAAUAACGGUUUUAUAAAUACUGAAUCAAAGUAUGUGAUAAGUGGGUCGAAGAGUGAUCGGCUAUUGAACUGCUGGAAUAUAAGUGAUGAAGUUGAAGGAGUGCAUACAACUGCUACCUUGCUUUUGGAUGAUUAUGUUACAAGUAUUUCAUUAUCUGCAAAUGAAGAUGGUUCCACCAAACUUUCUGCAGCUUUGGCAAAUGGGAGAUUACACUUAUUUCAAGUUACCCUCAAUGGUGAAUGUACUAAACCUCUCAAGCCAAAAUCUACAAUCAUGGUUGUAGCCGAUAACAACCAGAAAAAAGAUGCUCCAAUUUAUGAUAUAACAAUUGUGUCUAGUCAUCUACAGAAAGAGAAUUCUCUAUUAAUAGCACAUGGUAGCAGCGUAAUUCUUAAAUUUGAACGAAUUGAACCUAAUAACAAAAAAACGAUGUGUCUCAUUAGGGAGCAUCCACAUACACAAAAACAGAAUGAUAUUCAAACAGACAAAGUAAUUAAUCCACUUGUUGGAAAUAAUGCUACCUAUCUGACCCCAUUCACCAAUAUUGCCAGUGUCACAAAAAGAAAAUUAAGUACCACUCCAGGGCUUUCCUUCCUCAAAAGGCUUGAAAAUUUAUCCAAUCAAAAAGAGGAAUCUGCACCUAGAAGUAAUAAUAUGGCCCAUUUGUUGUUACAAGGUUUAAGAAGCAAAGAUAAAAAUAUAAUAAGGACAGUACUGCUUUCAACCAACAAACCGGUAGUCAGAAACACGAUAAGAAGGCUUCCAAUAAAUGUCAUUUGUGAAUUAAUAAAGCAAUUGGAAAUUUUGAUUCAAGGAACUGACAAUCAAACUCGAGCUGCUACUGUAUGGUUGGAAAUAUUAUUGGAUGAGCAUUCAACUCUUCUAAAUUCAAACUCAGACCUUCCAGUGAUUAUGGGUCCCAUAAGAAGUUACAUAAAAAGUCGAUUACUUUCGCGAAAUUAUAAUAUAAAAAAACGGCUAGGCUUGGUAUUUUCGCAACAACUUACAACUCCUUCAAAUAAAGAAGAGGAGAGUGAAGACGAGGCUCUUAUUUUCAAUGAUAGAGAUUCCGAUUCUAGUAGUGAUGAUCAAGAGGAGAUGGAAGAAGAUGAUGAAGAUUCCCAGGACAUCGGUGAAGAAGAAGAAGAUGAAGAUUCCCAGGACAUCGGAGAAGAGGAAGAUGAAGAUUCCCAGGACAUCAAUGAAGAAGAAUGUGAUUCAGAUAUGAGUACAGAAUCAGUGUAAUAACUAUGUGAAGAAGCUAAUACUUUGUACAUAAGUAAAUAUAAGUUUUUAUUGAUA